AUGACAAUUUCAGAAUUGUUUAGUGAAAAACUAAAACACUUACAAAUCAUUCAAACUUUAGUUGAAAUAGAAGCUGUUAAGAACUAUAGACCACCUAAAAUAACAAGUACAGUAAAAGAAUAUGCAACAGAAACGUUGGAUCUAGGAGAAAGUGUAAAAAAAUUAAAACAUAAGGAAGUUUCAAACAUAAAGCUCAAAGUUCAUGAUGCUCUCGAUACACAUCUUAUUGGCAAUUUGAAACUUGAACCAGAUAUUUGUAAAAUAGUCUUUUUUCUUGAAAAGCAAGAAUAUAAAAAAGAAAUAACUCAAAAAUUAGAUAUUUAUUCUUUCGGAGUAAUUAUGUCAGAAGUUUUUACUAGAUAUCCUCCAUAUCACCUUGCACUCAAGGUUUGUAAAGGUCUCAGACUUAAAAUUAGAUGCAAAAUUUCUCAACUACUUUUGGAUCUAAUGAAUAAAUGCUUAGACGUAGAACCUCAAAAUCAACCAACUGUUAGUGAAUUGGUUGAUACACUGUAUCAGCUUUAUGGUUCAUGCUAUAAAGUUGUGGAACUUGACAAAAAGAAACAUAUAGACUCAGAGUAUGUCGCUUUCGAAUUCUGUACCAAAAAAAUUUCAGUAUUUGAGAUUGAUGAUGACAUUCUUUUUGAAAUUCAUAAAUUUCUAUACCCUAUACAACAAUUGAUAAUUAAUGAAUUUUGCAUCAUUGAAGGAAAAAUAGAAAAAGAAAAAGCAACAUUAGGUCUUAUAUCACUUCAUUCAUGGUUGAGAUUUCAGCAAAUAUUUGAAGAGGCCGGGUUUGAUAUCUAUACAUGUUGUGAAUUAAUUGAAUUGAUUGAAAUAAUGCGUAAUGUAUAUUGGCAGGUUGAAGAGAGGGGUAAUUUUGCACAAACAGAUGCAUUUGUUCAAGAAUUGA
Messenger RNA from Cetraspora pellucida, 913 nucleotides. NCBI's taxonomy places the organism in Eukaryota, Fungi, Glomeromycota, Glomeromycetes, Diversisporales, Gigasporaceae. The record is from the annotation of a GenBank genome assembly.